CAAAGAAUGCAGCUAUCACAAUCUUAGGCGGUGAAGGACUGGACAUUUCCAUAUGACAGAAAGCUCUUGUCGUCAUGACUGAAUUCGAGUUUCCCGCCAAUUUUCGUCGUCUGACAAUGACGCAAUCUGCCGACAAACAGCUGUUCUGUGGGUCAAAGUUCAGCAUGUGUCCCAGCGGGCAAUGUCCUACGGGUACAUGACCGAAUCAAUCAUUAACAGCGGAGACAUGUGGACUUUCCCUGGGCAUACUUGUGGGGAACAUUCGGUCAGUACAAGUCUGAAGUCUAGACGCACGUUUGCCGAGUGAAGCUGUUUUAGUCAGAUCGCUGAGCACUGUCUGACACGCCGCCAUGGGAGACUACUGGCUUCUCGUCAAGUUCCUGGUGCCGCUGGCCUGUACAACCAUCGCUAUAGACAUCGGCGAACAGGCGCUGAACCGCGGCGUGGCGUUCUCCGAAAACGUGACGGCGAGUUACGGGCUGGCGUUCACGUUCACCAAGUUCCUGGCGGGCCCUGUGCAUGAGCUGAAGAACGUGGGGCUGGUGCUGGUGCACAACCAGGCGGACAGCAGGCGGGCAGCCCUCUCUACAACUGUCAUGGGCUGCUUCACGGCGGGGAUACACUUACUCAUAGCCCUGACGCCCCUGGGCCCGCUGCUGAUAGAGACGGCUCACCAGGUUGGACCUGUUGUUGGGAACGGGACUCGCCGCGCCAUGCUGAUGCUCACGGGCUUCCCGCUGUUAGAGGGGCUGUCGUGGAUCCUGGCAGGCGUGACGCUGCAGCACAGGCACACCGUGGUGGUGGCGGCGGGAUCCAUAGCUGAUGUUUGUCUACAGGUGGUGGUGACCUUGGGCCUGAUGGAGACCAGCCUCCAGACGGACGACCCGCUGCUGAUCCCGAUCCUGGCCGGGUACGCGGGCCAGCUGGCGCGGUUCGGCAUCGUGCUGUCCGGGUUCCUGUGGAAGGUGUACCCGCGCAUGCGCCAGCUCCAGCCGCUGGAGGCCAAGGACAGCUUCACGGUGCUGAGGAUGCUGAAGUUCUGGUGGCCACUCGGCAUGGUGGCCGCCACACAGAAGGCCAGCAGGCCGCUCGUCAACCUGCUAGUCUCGCGAGAUCUGGGUGGACAGGAGGCUGUGGACGCCGUGGCCGUUCUUACAGUAUCGUACCCGGUGGGACACCUGCCGUACUCCUGGCUGAACGACCUGCGGCUGGUGGGACCGGCCUUUAGAAAGAAAGGUGGACACAUCGUGUCGUGGUCGACACUGAGGAAGUUCGCUGUUCUCUGUCUUUUGCUCGUUCUAGUGGUGGCGUUCCUUCUGUUCUUCGUGCCCGGCGUUGGAUUCUGGCUGAUGACAGUGUGGAUUGACACCAGCGCCAGUAUAGCCCGGAUGUGCAAGGAGCCGCUCCGGAUAUUCGCCUUCUUCGGGAUCCCGGUGGCCAUCCGUGCACACCUGACCAGUUGGCUGAUGGUGUAUAAGCGGACCUGGAUCCUCUCUCUCAGCUGUGUGCUCAGGGUGAUCGCGCUGGUCGUGUCUCUCAUAGUUUUCCCCAAAGUCGGUGUAAGCGGCGGCACGAUGGGUGUAGCGGCUCUACUUACAGGAUUCUGGGCGGAAGUCGUGGUGGUCGUCAUCGGGUUCUUCUUCAUCAGGAGGAAUGUAAAGAGAUCCCAGGCGAAGCUGACAGAGAGUACUGAAGAGGACAGAGCGUCAGGGUCAGACGAGAAGAGCAGAGAAGGACUGCUGAGUCUGGUGGAGAGGGAGACAUCUGUAUGACACACGACUGAUUAGCAAGAUGUUUUAAUUGAACAUUUUAAGCAUUUUAUAUGACGUAUAGUUUUGAUGGGAGAACGAAGUACAAACCUGAGGAAAAUCAGUCGUACAAGAAACUGUAUCAUAGCGUCUCAUAGUGUACAGCAUCUGUACCUCCUGACUAGAACCGUGCAAUACGGGGUUAUCAAGCAUAUAAGUCGCAAUCAUAAAUAUUGUCAUUGCUAUUUAAUUUCGUAUCAUAAAGAUGAUAUUUGUAUACCGCUAACUGUUCCUUUAUUCAUUUAACCUCACAGCAAGUGAGUUUCUAAGUGCUCACGUAGACAAUAUUUGUUAAUUGUUACAAUACAG
Branchiostoma floridae (Florida lancelet) is the source of this 2117-nucleotide messenger RNA. RefSeq names its product progressive ankylosis protein homolog. Gene Ontology annotation, biological process: phosphate ion transmembrane transport. Gene Ontology annotation, cellular component: membrane. The transcript has 11 exons. Gene Ontology annotation, molecular function: phosphate transmembrane transporter activity. The record is from RefSeq and is a predicted model, not a curated record. Bases 351 to 1772 code for a protein of 473 amino acids. Lineage: Eukaryota; Metazoa; Chordata; Leptocardii; Amphioxiformes; Branchiostomatidae.